Molecule: messenger RNA, 2723 nt
Organism: Scleropages formosus (Asian bonytongue)
Lineage: Eukaryota; Metazoa; Chordata; Actinopteri; Osteoglossiformes; Osteoglossidae
Product: tetratricopeptide repeat protein 39A
Exons: 19
Coding region: 349-2046 (565 amino acids)
Molecular function (GO): protein binding
Source: RefSeq, a predicted model, not a curated record
UCAAUGUAAAUUCAUUGUGCGAUUAUGCUAAUGAACACGAGGCCUCGUCCUCACUCCGAGCGACCAGCCGGAACCUGUGGGAUCAUGGCAGGUGUUUGUGUGGCGCGCGCGCGCGGCGGCGAACGCGCUCGCUGUUGCUAAGGAGGAGUCGGCGCGCACCGGCCACCUCCGCCAGCUCGCGAACUGUAAACUUUUUUUUGUGGCGAAAGAACGGGCGAUUCGAUUCGUUGCGGCGUCAAGAGACUCUCUGGACUUCAGUGUUAUAACAGCCGACUGCAAAUUCAUUGCACCUAAUUGACUCGUGGGCGAACUGUUCCACAGACAGAGAGAGAGGGAGAGAGAGAGGAGAUGUCUAAAGACAAAGAUGUUCCACCGACGGAAAACUUUGCUUCAAUGAGUUUGCAGACAUGUCUGGAGGACUGCAUGGAGGCUGUGGACUUGUUCCUCAACAAUCGCUUUGCAGAGAGCCUGGACAGGCUUCAGCCACAUGUGAAGAACAGCAUGUACCAUGCACUCAUCUAUGCCACAGUGCUGGAGAUGCAAGCAAUGAUGACUUUUGAGCAUGACGACAUCGUCAGUGCCGGUAUUACCAUGAAAAGUGCCCAAGAAGUGUGCCAAAGAUUCCGUAAAAAGUCCUCCAGUUUAAACAGCAAGCUGGCUGGAGAAGAUCUAACAGAAGAACAGCUUCAUGCUGAGGUGUGCUAUGCAGAAUGUCUGCUCCAGAGGGCUGCUCUCACGUUUUUACAGGAUGAGAACAUGGUGAGCUUUAUCAAAGGAGGGGUCAAAGUUCGCAGUAGUUAUUUGAUUUACAAGGACCUCCACACCUUUCUUCAGUCACAACAGUAUGUGAAAGGACCCAACCAUUUCCAGUUAGAAGGAGGUGUUUCCUUUGGGAUUGGAGCUUUUAACUUGACCCUUUCUUUAUUUCCUGCCCGAAUCUUGAGACUGCUAGAGUUUGCUGGCCUCUCUGGAGAUAAGGAGUAUGGUCUUUCCCAGCUGCAUGAAGGUGCUACAUCACACAAUCUGCGCUCCAUGCUUUGUGUCCUGCUGCUGCUUUGUUAUUACACCUUCCUCACCUUCAUUCUAGGGACAGGAGAGGGUGAUGUCGCCAGUGCUGAGAAGCUGCUGAUGCCUUUUAGGAUUCGUUAUCCUAGAAGUGCUAUUUUCCUCUUCUUUGCUGGGCGCGCAGAAGAAAUCAAAGGGAAUAUAGAUGAGGCAGUGGCGCUGUUCGAAGAUGGCUGUAGAGCCCAGCAGGCAUGGAAACAGUUUCACCACAUGUGUUACUGGGAGCUGAUGUGGUGCUUCACAUUCAAGCGUGUGUGGAAAAUGGCCUACUUCUAUGCUGACCUCCUCAGCCAGGAGAGCCGCUGGUCUAAGGCCAUGUAUGUAUACAUGAAGGCAGCAUGUCUCAGCAUGCUACCCAAAGAUGAAGCGAGGCCAUUUGGGGAGAACGAGGUGGAGCUCUUCAGACAGGUGCCAACCUUCAAGCAGAAGAUAGCAGGAAAGUCUCCUCCCACAGAGAAGUUUGCCAUCCGCAAAGCUAAGCGGUAUAAAGCCAGCUGCUCGGUGCGGCUCCCAGUACCUGUACUGGAAAUGAUGUACAUGUGGAACGGCUUCACGAUGAUCCGCAGUCGACCAGAGCUCACCAGAGGGAUGAUGGAAACCCUGGUGGAAGCAGAGCACACCUUUCAGGAGAGUCAUGAAAAUGAGUACAUGACUGAUGACAGCUGUGUGAUACAGCUCCUGAAGGGUAUGUGCCUGAAGAACGAAGGGCAGAAUGAAGCAGCAGAGGACUGCUUCAAUAAGGUGUGCAACAGCGAGAAGAAGAUCAGGUUUGAUGACUACCUUGUACCCAAUGCAUUGCUGGAGCUUGGCCUGCUGUACAUAGACCUGGGACGCAAAGAUGAGGCCAUCAAGCUACUGCAGAAAGCCAAAAACAACUACAAGGAAUAUUCCAUGGAGUCACGAACACAGUUCAGAAUCCAUGCUGCCCUCACCAAACUCAAGGCAGACACAAGCGAUGUAGAAGAAAGUACAGACCUAUAGUGAACAUGUUGGGUGUUCCUGUUCUGACAGACAACACUUGCACCUGUCCCCAUCCUCAGCUCAUCCCAGGGAAUGUCUUCUGGAGAACUCCUCAAACCCCACAUUCUUUGGAUGGUAGUCUCUGGAGGAAGAAAUGUCAUCUUGGCUAAAAGAAUCUCCAAUUAGCAGAGAUCCCAGUGUAGCUCAGCUUUUUCUCUGUAUGUAUCACGUUAGUGUGCUUAGUUUCCAGCUCCACGAGAAGUCUAGUUCAGUGUUGUUUCUAGAAUCACCACACUUAUUUUGGGAUUGACAUCUUGUUGCUAAGGUUAUUGUGGGAGUUAUAAUUUAAGACAUUUGUGCCUUAUCCCUGACAUGCUGCAGGUCUUUAACAAGUAGUUCAAGUGCAUGUGUGUGGAGUGUAUCAAUUAAAUUUAUAAGGUAGUUUUCAUUAAUUUUCUGAGGGAACUGCAGUCUGGUAACAGCUAUUAGUAGUAUCUGGAGCUUGCUCCAUCUCCCAUGAUGUUUGUGUGUGCCAGUCUUUUCUAGGAGGUCCAGUGCCCAGAGUAGCUUUUGUAAUCCCUUGCAAUAUUUUAUUAGUUCUAAGGCAACAGUUCAGGUAUUCUACCUCUUUCAUAAGUCUUUAUUGGAAGUGGUAAAAUAUAUUUCACCACAUUCUGGAUUUGAAUCAUCUCUGUGAA